Gigantopelta aegis is the source of this 4768-nucleotide messenger RNA. RefSeq names its product transmembrane protein 168-like. The transcript is spliced from 4 exons. The coding region runs from base 304 to 2346 and encodes 680 amino acids. Lineage: Eukaryota; Metazoa; Mollusca; Gastropoda; Neomphalida; Peltospiridae. The record is from RefSeq and is a predicted model, not a curated record.
GGAAUACCCUUUCAGACAUUAAAAGGAAUGUGGAUCUCUGAUGGAGAAAUCGUCAAAAUUAUCCCUUAACACCCUAGACAUAAUGAAGAUUCAAGAUGGCUUACAAGUGUCAACAUUGUGUCUUCCAGUGCUGUCUGAGAUAAGUUCCAUGGUUUAAGAAAAAAAAAUGUAGAUGCUAAUACCUAGUUGAUAAAGAUGGAACAGCAAAGAGUAAAAAAUCUGUUAAAUAUGUAUAUCUUCUCAUUAAACUGUAAUUCAGUAAGUGUUUUUAGAGUUACUUGAAGUCACACACAUUAAUUCAGAAUGUAUAAAUUUAAAGACCUAACCACUAAGAACAUGGUGCAGUACAUCUUUUACGUGCCUGACGUCAUCCUGAUGGUUGCUAUUGGACUUGGCAUGUACACACAGUGGAUGCUGCCUGGCGAACGACAGUAUGCCAUUUCUGUGAUUGCUUUGAUGGGGAUUUUAGUCAUUGCUCUGUCCUGUGCUUUGCGAUACUUCUUCAGUCUGCACCAGGUGGGGAAGGCUCUCUACCACAUUUGGAUUGGGUGUCUUGUUGGAAUAAUUGCAUUCCUCAACAGCAGUGACAUCGAGUUUGUCACAACACAGGAGGUCAUGGAAGCUUUGUUCAUGGCCAGUCUAGUCCUCGGGUGUUUCUCGAACAUUCUCCAACGAUUUCUUCAUCUGCAGCAGUUGGAAGGACAUAUCUUCGCUCAGCCGGUAAUUCUUGAGUCAGUGGGUAUCGUUAUUGCUGGAUUUGUCACUACAAAUGCCACUGCCAUCUGGCUUUUGACAUCUGCAUUCGUCAUCAACACCCUAGCAAUGCGCAUGAAGUCAUUUUUAGGUUUCUGUAGUUUUAUAGCUUUUGUCUUCAUUGGAUCGUACGUUUUCUUCCCUGACCUUAAAAUAUUGCCGAACAAGUAUGCUUUGAUGUGUUUCAUAGGUCGCCAUGCAUUCCAGCCCAUCAUAGACUUUCAUUUUUCUGGACUGACAGUGAUUGAGAGAUGGAAACCAUUCCUGGCGCAGUCACGACUCGUGCGUUACUUGACCAUCAUAUUCGUGUUUGGCCUGAACAUAUCUCUGUGCGUCCUGAUUGGAGUCCAGAGCGCGUCUCACAAGGAGUGGUUUGUGGUGGUGCCACUGUUCAUUGCGCUCGCCAUCGUGUGGAUGGUCUUCCACAUGACGUUCUUCAUCUCGUGCUGGAAGCUGAUGGGUAAGAUCACCGAGUGCAACCUCAUGCAGCAGAGUCUGUUGGACGAGAGCCAGAGCUACAAUCGAAUAAUGGCGGCCAAGGGAAUCCGCCACUCGAGCCUCAUCUCCCAGCGUGUGGUGUGUCUGUCACUGACGAUGACGGUGGUGAUGAUGGGGAUCGGUUGGGAGACCAGGUCGCCCUACAGCUUGAGCCUCAUUCUCAUGGUGCUGCCCAUUGAAGCGAUGACCCUGAGUCUCUUCUGGAAGCUCUGUAAUUUUCUCGGAGGAACCUGUACUGGGUAUGCUGUGAUUGCUCCGGUUACCACCAUUGGUCCAAAUGGUGGUGCCAAACUGCUGAACGCUACCACAUUCCAGGACAUCACGGCUAGAGCCACCACAGUCCUCAGUCAGAUGAACAACUUCUUCAACUUCCACAUGAUUGACAACUACGGCUGUGACUACUCCACGAGUGGCCUCGGCACUGACUACGUUGAGAACAAAGUGAAGGCGUUCUUCGACCGGCGGACAACCGAUGGGCCGAGAUUCGACACCUACAUCCUGUACUAUAGUGGAGAUGUGUACGAGACGGGGGACUGGGCUUUAACAGACAACAAAUGUUUGACCAUUAAGACUCUGCUAGACUGGUGGACUGUCAAGAACGGUGGAACCGGUGCACGACUCAUCCUGGUUCUCGAUUCAUCAUCCUCAUUCAAGUGGACCAGGUCCAUCCGCAAACACGAAAAUGAUUUUGUCGCCAUUCAAACAUGUCACUACAAGAAGACUCCUGACCCCGAAUUUGGAAAUAAAAACUCAGUUGGAUCGUUUACCGACGACUGGGUGAGGUAUAACCUGGGAGUGGACAUCAACCCACCUUGGACCUCCAAGGACAGGACAGUCUCGGCUCUGUAUGCCGUUUCAAAGUGUUGGACAGAUUUCCGCUUCCAUCUCCCAAGCAAUGAUGACAUUGCUGAUUACUGGGACUCCAGCUUUCCGCGGCUCGUGAAGCCGCUGAUCAAAGUGGUGAAUUUACCCAGUAUCGGCAUGUUGUUCUGUUGCUGUGAUAGUGUGAUGAGGUGUUUACGGCGUAAACAGAUGUCCUGGAUUCCUCCAAAGGAAAUCGAUACUGGUCAUGGUUUUAAGUUGGUGCGAUCAUAAACUUCAGACGAUGACAACAGAUUAUUUAUAGAUUUAUGUAGUGAUCAACUUACAGUGCAGGGCUCAAACCUAACCAACGGCAAUUGCCAUCGUUGAGAUAUAAAUUCCCGUAGGUAGAGAGUAUCGCCGACGGCACUUUUGUGCCAUCGGUAAAGUUCUUCAACAAUGGUAAAAUGUAUACACCUAGUGUGUACAUUAACUGCCAAUAUUUAACAUUUGCACAUUUGAAAUGUCUACAUACAACAAAAUAACCUUUCAGUCAUGUGUAUUUUCUGAAAAUGUCACUUAAACAAAUAUUGCUAUACACAGGCGCAAAAUUGCUGUCGGUGGGCCAUUUCACCCAUGGCAAUUCUAUUAAAAAUUGCUGUGAGAGACCAAUUCUUAAGUUUGAGCCCUACAGUGUGGAUUUACCUGUAUGAGUAUUUUUAUUAUAACACCAAGCUUCAAAAAUAUACUGAUGGACAGAAAUAAUGGAACACACAAGUAGCAAUAUUCAGCAAAUGUUGACUGCAACCAAAACUCCCAAAGGGUUUCUGCCAGAGAUCAUAGAGGGUAAAAUUAUGUACCAUCAAAUCUUGGAAAUUAAUGGAUAUAUACGGUAUUUUAAUUUUUUAGAUAGAUAAUAGUAAGAGAACUACUGUUUAAAAUUGGUCAAAGCCUAUGAAAUGCAGUGUCCAAUUUCAAAACAUUUCAAACCCAUAACCACCUAGUAGGGGUACUUACAGUCUGUUUUGUUUUUAUUAAGUACCUGCAAAUGAUUUUCUGGCAGAAAGUAUGCCCAUCCAUAGUGUCAGGAAGCUAACCAUGUUACAGUCCAUAGUGUCAGGAAGCUAACCAUGUUAAGUCCAUAGUGUCAAGAAGCUGACCAUAUUACAGUCCAUAGUGUAAGGAUGCUAACCGUGUUACAAUCCAUAGUGUCAGGAAGCUAACCAUGUUAGUCUAUAGUGUCAGGAAGCUAACCAUGUUACAGUCCAUAGUGUCAGGAAGCUGACCAUGUUACAGUCCAUAGUGUCAGGAAGCUGACCAUGUUACAGUCCAUAGUGUCAAGAAGCUGACCAUGUUACAGUCCAUAGUAUCAGGGAGCUAACCGUGUUACAGUCCAUAGUGUCAAGAAGCUAACCAUGUUACAGUCCAUAGUGUUAGGGAGCUAACCGUGUUACAGUCCAUAGUGUCAAGAAGCUAACCAUGUUACAGUCCAUAGUGUUAGGGAGCUAACCAUGUUACAGUCCAUAGUGUUAGGGAGCUAACCGUGUUACAGUCCAUAGUGUCAGGAAGCUAACCAUGUUACAGUCCAUAGUGUUAGGGAGCUAACGUGUUACAGUCCAUAGUGUCAGGAAGCUAACCAUGUUACAGUCCAUAGUGUUAGGGAGCUAACCGUGUUACAGUCCAUAGUGUCAGGAAGCUAACCAUGUUACAGUCCAUAGUGUCAGGAAGCUGACCAUGUUACAGUCCAUAGUGUCAAGAAGCUGACUAUGUUACAGUCCAUAGUGUUGGGGAGCUAACCGUGUUACAGUCCAUAGUGUCAGGAAGCUAACCAUGUUACAGUCCAUAAUGUCAAGAAGCUAACCCUGUUACAGUCCAUAGUGUCAGGAAGCUAGCCACAUUACAAUCCAGUGUCAGGAAGCUAACCAUGUUACAGUCCAUAGUGUCAGGAAGCUAACCGUGUUACAGUCCAUAGUGUCAGGAAGCUAGCCGUGUUAUAGUCCAUAGUGUCAGGAAGCUAACCGUGUUACAGUCCAUAGUGUCAGGAAGCUAACCGUGUUACAGUCCAUAGUGUCAGGAAGCUAGCCAUGUUACAGUCCAUAGUGUCAGGAAGCUAAUCAUGUUACAGUCCAUAGUGUCAGGAAGCUAAUCAUGUUACAGUCCAUAGUGUCAGGAAGCUAAUCAUGUUACAGUCCAUAGUGUCAGGAAGCUAAUCAUGUUACAGUCCAUAGUGUCAGGAAGCUAAUCAUGUUACAGUCCAUAGUGUCAGGAAGCUAAUCAUGUUACAGUCCAUAAUGUCAGGAAGCUAACCGUGUUACAGUCCAUAGUGUCAGGAAGCUAAUCAUGUUACAGUCCAUAGUGUCAGGAAGCUAACCGUGUUACAGUCAACCCCAUUCAAUCCCGCAUUAUUUGUUUGUAUUUUAUACAGACAUAACUACUCUAGUAAUAAUUUAGAUUUGAUCUAACAUGUCAUGUGUUCCCUUAUUUCUUUACAUCAGUAUGUAUAUAUCAUCUGAAAUCUAGCUGAGUUAAGAAAGUGAUGACUAGUCAUGACCAGGGCUUCUAGAUUAUGGUAGCUCCACUCCCAUGGCUAGUGAUAUUCAGUGCUGGGCUAGUAAAUAUCUACUAUUGCCAUGCCAUUGUCAAAUGCUGCAUUUAAGUCCAUUUUGUAACUAUGAAUAUCUUGCCCAAUUCCCCCCCCCCCCCCCCCCCCCCCCCC